AUGGCGACACAAACGAACACUGUCGGAGCUAUGGCUGUCUCUGAGUUCGAUCUCUUGCCGCAGCUCGUUCUCCGCCUCGACAGACACCUCAUCUUCCCACUACUGGAGUUUUCCGCAGCGCAGCUAGAGGACGAGAAUGGGAGCAGUAAAGACGAGAAUAAAUCGCGUGAGAUAACGAAGGCGAAAUAUGAGCUGUUAAAGAAAACUAGCAUGACGGAUUACGUUGCCAAUCUAUACUGCGAGAUCGAGGAUCUGGAUACGCCACCCGCCGAAUUUACCGAGUCUCGGAAGAAAGUGCUCGGAAAACUUGAGCAGUUCGAGGAUGAUACGAGCAAGCUGCGGGACCUUUUGGGGAAUGAAGAUGUCGUAGGCAAUUUGCGCAGCGACAAAGUGGCCAACUUGGAAUUUCUGAAGAAGGAGCAUGAUGUCACGAUCGAGAUGGUUAAUGCGCUCUACGACUUCGGCAACUUUCAAUACAGCUGUGGCAACUAUGGGGCGGCAGCAGAGCUGCUAUACCAGUUCCGUGUCUUGUCGACAGAUAACGAAAAGGUGGCGGCGGCCACAUGGGGCAAGUUAGCUUCAGAGAUCCUAACGACGAACUGGGAGUCGGCCAUGGAGGAACUCCAGAAGGUUAAAGAAAACAUUGACACGAAGCUAUUCAACAACCCGCUGGCGCAGUUGCAGCAGCGUACAUGGCUUGCCCACUGGGCGCUCUUUCCGCUCUUCAACUACGAAGGGUCGCGCGAAAGCGUAUUGGAACUGCUGUUCUCGCCGAACUACAUCAAUACUAUCCAGACCUCGUGUCCGUGGAUUCUUCGCUAUGUAGCGGCCUCUGUCAUUGCGGGCCGUGGACGCGUUAAGAACUUGGGCCUACAGCAAAAGCAACUCAAGGACAUCGUGCGUGUGGUCCGUCAGGAGGCGUAUGAAUACACGGACCCAGUCACCGACUUUGUCCGCGCUCUUUUUGUCGACUUCGAUUUCGAGGAAGCCCAGCGCCAGCUUCCUCGCGUGGAGACGGUUCUGCGCGCCGACUUUUUCCUUGCUGGCGCGGCAGAUGAGUUCAUCGAUGCCGCCCGGCACCUUUUCUUUGAGUCCUACUGCAAGAUUCAUGCGCGCAUUGAUCUAAAGCGUGUAAGCGCACAGCUUGGCCUCAACGUGGAUGACGGCGAGAAGUGGAUUGUCAACCUUAUCCGGGACACGCGACUGGAUGCCAAGAUUGACUUCCAAGAGGGCACGGUUAUAAUGAACCACCCAAACAGCUCCGUAUACCAGCAGGUGAUAGAGCGGACAAAGGGCGGCUUUUUCCGCACACAGGUGCUGAGUGCGGCUGUCACAAGGUGA
This is a messenger RNA of Grosmannia clavigera kw1407, 1341 nucleotides long. Its product is annotated as eukaryotic translation initiation factor 3 subunit. Lineage: Eukaryota; Fungi; Ascomycota; Sordariomycetes; Ophiostomatales; Ophiostomataceae. Gene Ontology annotation, cellular component: cytoplasm; nucleus; eukaryotic translation initiation factor 3 complex. Bases 1 to 1341 code for a protein of 446 amino acids. Gene Ontology annotation, biological process: translational initiation. Gene Ontology annotation, molecular function: translation initiation factor activity. The transcript has 2 exons. The record is from RefSeq and is a predicted model, not a curated record.